UUUUAGCCCAACACUGUUCAAAAGAGCGUAUGUGUUUAUUGAUUUUUAGUACUUUGACUUCGUCCGCUCGCCCGAAUUACGUUGUCUAGUAAAUUUUAGAAAUGCAACAACAGUUGUCACAAAAGAAGACCAACAGCUGGGAUGCGUAGGUCUAAAGGCGAUCUUUGAACCUAUUUCUCAGCAUGCAUACGAGACAGAGCAUUGAGCGAAGACCAGGAACGAUGACAUUCCAGCCUGACAGCAUUGUGCUGCCGUACACGUUUUUUGGCCGUUUCACUCAUCGCCGCAAGCUAGAAGGCGUGCGAAGCAUGAUGAUAUUGAAGGGUUGGGGUUUUUUUGAGGCUUUAAAAGACAUUCAGAAUGGAGGGCUAUUGCAACAAUGGAAAAUGUGUACAUUUUGAAAAAUUUUUUACGAAGUUUUAGUUCGGUUUUUUAGAUGCGGGACAUAAUUUUGCUUAGAGUAAUUUAUGUUGACCGAUGCUUUCCAAGUCGCUUGAGGAUCAGAUCUCAGACCUUGUCUGCCCGAGACCUAGAGUUUUUUAGUAUGGAUUCGGCGUGGUGGCCAGAGCAGAAAAAUACUUGACCGGUCUCGUCCUUUAAUUUUACCCACUGACAAGAAAUCCUGAAAUACCCAAGAUUAUGAUCCCGAGACGGCUGACUGGAGUAGCGCGACAACUCUACCGUCACCUUCGGAUACCUACGAUGGACAGCUGUCUGAGGAACGUGAUGAAGACUCCACCGGUCGACGAGGGAUCAAAUCGAGAAGACUUUUGUACAGAGCUCGACCUGCAAUGGGUCCCAAAUAUCGGGGCAAAGUUGCGACCAGAGCUUCUUUAGGGUUCGCAGAUGACGAUUCUGAUGUAUCCGAGUCGGCGGAAGAGGAAUCAGAUGAAGAAUUUGAAGAAGCAACAGACAAGCAAAAUACAAACAUGGUUGAAUUCGAGCGAGAUUUGACUACCUUAGAAACAAGUCUGGUGAGUAGCCACCAAUCAGGCGAAAAUGAAGUAGAAUCAAAGACAUUGAAUAACAUCUCAAAGGACUCUGACGACGAGUUACAGAAGGCCCUACAUGUUUCAAACCAGCGAUAUUUGUGGAACUUUUUGGUUGAAUUGCGCCUUCAAUUACAAGCACCACUAGAAUUCAGCAACCGUCUCCCGCAGCACGAUACAUUUCCUUUCUUCUUCGACAUUGAUCAAUCUAUCAAAGACCUAACUUCAGAACCGUCCCAUGAAACUUCAAACCACGCGGAAAAUUCAGGUGAGGGAGGCCUGCCAAGUUCGGCACUUAUUCAAGAAAAUGUCUUUCAUUUGAGAAAGAAUAUUCGGGAUGCUUUAAGCAAAUUGCUGCUUUUACAAUCUCAUCUAGAAAAAAAUAACCCUGAGACCUUGAAUGGUCUCUCAAGCGCGGCAAAAAAUUCUUCUAACAAGAAGCGGAUACGCACUGAGUUUGAGUCUGAUUGGGUGAUGACGGCCGACUUGGAUACACUUUGGUCUGAGAUUUAUUGCCGUCAAUCGCUGCAAAAUAAAUAUCACGACUCUGUACUAGAGAUUUGGAAUCGGAAGGUGACACUCGCCUCCAACAUUCGAAUCUCUGCUUUCAAGGCUAUGAAUCAAAGCAUUUUCAGCCAAGUCGAAGAAACCAUGAAGAACAGAGAAAAAGUUUUGAAAAAAACACAAAUGAAAAGAACGCUCGACCGCGUACUUGGAAAGCCUGAUGAACCUGCUUCUGAAAGUCGAGAGCACGUUUACGACGAAGAAAUUUACGAUGACCGGGACUUUUACCUGAGCAUCCUCAAAGGCGCCAUUGAAGAAAAAAGCCCUGGAUCGACUGACCUUACCGAUUUGACAAUGCGGUUUUUGGCUCUGCACCAGGAGAGGAAAAAAGCAAAAUCUCGAAAAAUCGAGAAAGGAAUCAGGAAAGGAAAGAAGCUUCGAUACAAUGAGCACGAGAAGUUGGUGGCUUUUAUGGCCCCUGUUACAAAAAAAUAUCCUAAGUAUGAUUCUUAUGUGACUACACAACUUCUGUGUUCGUUAUUCGGCCGCAAAAAAACUAGCACAUAACGUGCAUGCGUUAGCGUUGUAAAACUCUUAUCGUACCAAUGACCCAUUCCUUACAAAGGGAGUCUCUCCCUGAUUUACUGGUUCAUCAGUUGUCACGAUCUUUUAAGGGGCUUAUCGACAAUACGAAUCACCAGCUUUUCGAAGCACACAGAAUCCUCAUUUGGACGUUCAAACAUAAUCGAAAUGGCUCUUUAAUUUUGUGUCAAUUGCAACGGGGCACCAGCUCUCUAGCAAUUCAUAUGGUUUAUUUGUACCUCUAAUAUUGCUCCAAUCAUACUUCUGGUCUGCAGUUUCUGUCAUUGCCCGGUGAUGUAUUAAAGGGUGCAGAUGCGAGCUCUGCACACGUCAUGAAUGCACUUUGUCUGCAAGAUAUACCUGGCCUGUCUUAUUCUAUGCCUCAAUUCUGAUUCCUACUAAAAUGUUUUUACUGCAUUUUUGACCGUAAGCUUUUUCGCCAAAAGCCGCCAGUUUUCCACUUGGUUCAGUCCUCCUCUAUUUGCGAUGUUAGGUAUCUUGGUGCUGAGGACACUCUCUGGUUGCUCGGGAUUCGCAGUUUUUAAACGCGUUGACACGAAAGCUUUAGCCGGCGCAAGACAGCGAGCAGCACGCUUAGACGUUUUUACCUGUACCAUUGACUGGUUCAGAUAGAAGCGGUCGACAAGGUUGCAAAAUUCAAUGCUUCCAUCUCGGUGGCCUUAGUACAUCAGACGUGUCGGAUGCACAAAUUACCUAAAAUUAUCUUUUUAGAGUCUGCGGAAGAGUUCUGCCUUGAGCCUGAGUUUGACCUUCAUUUUUGCUAUUGAGAA
Messenger RNA from Schistocerca gregaria, 2866 nucleotides. RefSeq names its product protein AATF-like. NCBI's taxonomy places the organism in Eukaryota, Metazoa, Arthropoda, Insecta, Orthoptera, Acrididae. Gene Ontology annotation, cellular component: nucleus; nucleolus. The record is from RefSeq and is a predicted model, not a curated record. The transcript is spliced from 2 exons. The coding region runs from base 792 to 2060 and encodes 422 amino acids.